UAUUCUUAGAAAAAAUGUCAAAUCAAAGCAGCUUUUCUAUUGAAGACAAGUUACCUACUGAUGAUAGUGAUUUUGAUGAUGAAGAAGACGUGAAUCUAGAUAGUGUUGAAACAAAGGCCUGGCUUGUCAAAGUACCUCAAUACCUUGCACAAAAGUGGAGAAGAGUAACACAGGAUAAUAUCGUAUUGGGAAAGAUCCGCAUUUAUAAAAACAAGUUCAUAAAGGUAACUUCAGGACAAAAUGUACCACAGGCUGAAUUGAUAGUUGAAGAUGAUGAAUAUGAUCAAAGUUCUGAAGUAGAAAGUCACCAUUAUUUAUCAAGCGACAAAUGCACUUCUUCUAAUGAAGAAUAUGCUUCUGCUAGCAAUACAGACACUUCCACGAAAGACCAACGCGUAUGCGAUAACAAGAAAGACACAUUCACAAACAAAGUUAAUAACAAGUACGAUGCAAGCGGCCAAAAGACUCAAGUGAAAGAAAAAAAAUAUACACUUUUAGCCAAAGCACUUGAAACACCAAAUAAGCUCAUUCUCUCGGAAAACAUGAAUGGAAACAAGUCUCUUUUAGGAACAGUCUAUAAUGAGUUCGUAGCAGUUCCUUCUUCUAAUCAAGCUAGAAGCAGUACAAAAAAGCGUUACAGAGAAUCCUCUAUCCCAAAAAGGACAAUUCAAGUUCUCGAACAUGGUCAACAACCUAUUCUUUUACCUGGAGCUAAAGAAAGCAAUUACAAUGAUACCUCUGCCUUUAUUACGACCAAAAAGCAAAAACUGAUAGAAAAACGCAUUCGUUUGCCUGAAAAUGAACUCAUGGACACUUUGUUCUCUGCAUUUGAACGAUAUCCAUAUUGGUCCCUUAAAGCACUCAUAGUAGAAACACAUCAACCUCGCGACUAUUUAAAAUCUGUUCUGGAUCGCAUUGGCAUUCUAAAAACAAGAGGUCCUUAUGUUGGUUUCUAUGAAUUGAAGCCUGAAUUUCAACAAAAGCAUUCACCAAAAGAACCUCAAAAAGAGGCAAGUCCAUAAGCCAUUCCAUGUCAUACACCAACCAUUUGUAACAUAUAAAUAAACUUCCUAUUAUGACUUACUUUACUAUCUUUCCAAUGGA
Messenger RNA from Gilbertella persicaria, 1104 nucleotides. Its product is annotated as transcription initiation factor IIF, beta subunit. The coding region runs from base 15 to 1022 and encodes 335 amino acids. The record is from RefSeq and is a predicted model, not a curated record. Gene Ontology annotation, biological process: transcription initiation at RNA polymerase II promoter; transcription by RNA polymerase II. Gene Ontology annotation, cellular component: transcription factor TFIIF complex. The transcript has 4 exons. NCBI's taxonomy places the organism in Eukaryota, Fungi, Mucoromycota, Mucoromycetes, Mucorales, Choanephoraceae.